Engraulis encrasicolus (European anchovy) is the source of this 1801-nucleotide messenger RNA. It is a transcript of the gene chrna5, whose product is annotated as cholinergic receptor, nicotinic, alpha 5. The transcript has 9 exons. The record is from RefSeq and is a predicted model, not a curated record. Gene Ontology annotation, cellular component: neuron projection; plasma membrane; synapse. The coding region runs from base 3 to 1469 and encodes 488 amino acids. Gene Ontology annotation, molecular function: acetylcholine receptor activity; acetylcholine-gated monoatomic cation-selective channel activity. Gene Ontology annotation, biological process: nervous system process; synaptic transmission, cholinergic; signal transduction. Lineage: Eukaryota; Metazoa; Chordata; Actinopteri; Clupeiformes; Engraulidae.
CCAUGACGGGGUGCUGCCGCGUGGCCUAUGCCCUGGCACUCCUGCUCUGCUGCUGGGGCUCCAGCUGCUCCACCCUGGGCGGGCCCAAGCUGUCCUCGUACGCCAAGACGGAGGAUAAGCUGUUCAAAGAGCUCUUCCGCAACUACCAGAAGUGGGUGAGGCCAGUGGAGGACCUCAACGGGACAGUGAGGGUUAAAUUCGGCCUGGCCAUCUCCCAGCUCGUAGAUGUGGAUGAAAAGAACCAGCUGAUGACAACAAAUGUCUGGAUGAAACAGGAGUGGAUUGACAUGAAACUACGGUGGAAUCCUGAAGACUAUUUAGGGAUUACUUCCAUCCGAGUCCCCUCUGAUUCCAUAUGGAUCCCAGACAUUGUACUUUAUGACAAUGCAGAUGGGCACUUUGAGGCCACUGUCACCAAGGCUGUGGUGAGGUAUGAUGGCACCAUCUCCUGGACCCCUCCUGCCAACUACAAGUCCACCUGCACCAUAGACGUCACCUUCUUCCCCUUUGACCUCCAGAACUGCACCAUGAAGUUUGGCUCCUGGACAUAUGAUGGCUCCCAGGUGGACAUCUUCCUGGCAGAUGUCCAUGUGGACAAGCGGGACUACUUCGACAACGGCGAGUGGGAGAUCGUCAAGGCAACGGGCAGCCGGGGACUGCGCACCGACAGCACCUGCUUCUACCCGUCCAUCACCUACUCCUUCCUCAUCCGCCGGCUGCCGCUUUUCUACACGCUCUUCCUCAUCAUCCCCUGUAUCGGCCUGUCCUUCCUCACCGUGCUGGUCUUCUACCUGCCCUCCAACAGCGGCGAGAAGAUCUCCUUGUGCACCUCGGUGCUGGUCUCACUCACCGUCUUCCUGCUGGUGAUUGAGGAGAUCAUCCCGUCCUCCUCCAAGGUCAUCCCACUGAUUGGCGAGUACCUGGUCUUCACCAUGAUCUUCGUCACACUCUCCAUUGUCAUCACCGUCUUCGCCAUCAACAUCCACCACCGCUCCUCGUCCACGCACCACGGCAUGGCGCCCUGGGUGCGCCGCAUCUUCCUGCACCGCCUGCCCAAGCUGCUGUGCAUGAGGAGCCAUGUGGACCGAUACGCCACCAGCGGGGCCGGCAGGGCUGGAAAGCACCAUCACCAGCAGCAUCAGCGAGGCGCAAGGCUGGGCGGGACUGGAGGAGGAGGGGCUAGCUUGUCAGGUAUGAUGCAGGAGGAGGAGACCACACCUCUACUGGCCCCCAGGAACAACCUGCAGGCAGCCCUGGAGUCCAUCCGCUACAUCACACAACAUGUGGUGAAGGAAAACGAAGUGCGAGAGGUUGUCCAGGACUGGAAGUUUGUGGCCCAGGUCCUGGAUCGGGUGUUCCUCUGGGCCUUUUUGCUGGUGUCGGUUCUGGGUUCUGCUCUUCUCUUUAUCCCCGUCAUCUACAAGUGGGCCAGCAUCAUUGUUCCCAGCUACAAUGACAUCAGCAGUUAGUUGAGCCACCCCCAAACCACUCUGCCUGCCUGCCAUGCAUGGGACAAUUAUCCACCUUAUUAUCCACAGUUACAAGGGUGGUGCCACUGCUAUUUGGGUGGCAGUUGCUAGUGCUAAACCAUUCAGAAGGGCUAGCCUAACCGGAUGUAGCAAACAGGAAAAUGCUGUGGGAGCAUGAUAAAUGUUGAAAUGGGUGGUUUUAACGGGUAUGUAGGAGACCGGAGCACGUGGCUACCACUCUGACCACCUGACACUGGGCCAUCCCAAGCACAAGCAACUGCUGCCUCCACGACCUCUUCAUGACCAUUGGCCGUUCUGAGAGAGGGGAAGUG